GCCAUCUCCCUCGCACUCUCCCUCUCCCUCUCUCUCCAGCAGAGACAGGGGAAAUACAGUGCGUGAAGCCGGCGGCGACUGGACGGCGGCCGGCGGAGGUCGAUGGAUCGGUCCAAGGAGUGGUGGCAGAAGGCGGUGGUGGUGCCGGUGAGGCGCGCGUGGGUCGUCGUCGCCGCGCGCCUGCGUCGCAAGAAACAGCAUGAUGGCCGGGGCGGCGCGCUGGUGAAGCUCCACGACGACGUGCAGACGUGCGCGUACGAGGACGUGCAGGUCAUGUGGGAGAUGCUGCAGCGCUCCGAGACGGGGAAGAUGAUGGCCGGGGCGCCGCCGCCCAAGGGCUCCGCGCUCGUCUGGCUCGGCCCCCGCCGCCGCCACCACUCCAUCGACCUCCGCCCCCGGUGCUGAGCGCCGGCCGCCGCAGCCUGUGUCAUCGUCAGAUAAUGGAGAGAGUCAAGAGUCAGAGUCGCCCUGCUAUAUGCAUAUAGCUCCUUUGUCUCCUGCUUGAUGUAAAUAUUUUGCAGUUAGUUUCGGUCAAGAGAUACCAGUCUCUUUUUAUGCCUUCUGCGUCA
This is a messenger RNA of Triticum urartu, 569 nucleotides long. RefSeq lists its product as uncharacterized. Lineage: Eukaryota; Viridiplantae; Streptophyta; Magnoliopsida; Poales; Poaceae. The record is from RefSeq and is a predicted model, not a curated record.